This is a messenger RNA of Gymnogyps californianus (California condor), 391 nucleotides long. RefSeq names its product ribonuclease P/MRP subunit p14 (gene RPP14). The record is from RefSeq and is a predicted model, not a curated record. Bases 1 to 384 code for a protein of 127 amino acids. Lineage: Eukaryota; Metazoa; Chordata; Aves; Accipitriformes; Cathartidae. The transcript is spliced from 5 exons. Gene Ontology annotation, cellular component: ribonuclease P complex. Gene Ontology annotation, biological process: tRNA 5'-leader removal.
AUGGCGCGAGCCGAGCCGCCGGCCGCCACCUUCGAGCGGCGGGUGCUGCGGAGCGCCGCGGAGCACCACUACCUGCGCGUCCGCCUGGAGCUGCCGGACGGCGGGGCCCGGCCCAGCGUCGCGCAGUUCAAGCAGCUGGUGGUGUCGGCGCUGAGGGAGCUGCACGGAGAGGUUGGAGCAGCUUUGCCUGUUGAUGUCUUAACAUAUGAGGAAAAAACUCUGUCUGCCAUAUUACGAGUUAUUAGCAGUGGCCUCGUCAAGCUGUGGAGUGCUCUAACAUUGCUGGGCUUCUACCAGAACAGGAGGUGUGCCUUUCGAGUGCUGCAGACAUCUCCAUUUCUUCUUGCGUUAUCUGGCAACAGUAGAGAACUAGUCUUGGAGUGAAUGCAGU